Molecule: messenger RNA, 1617 nt
Organism: [Torrubiella] hemipterigena
Lineage: Eukaryota; Fungi; Ascomycota; Sordariomycetes; Hypocreales; Clavicipitaceae
Source: the annotation of a GenBank genome assembly
AUGGCCCCGAAACGCCGCCUGUCUGGCUCUGCUCCCACCGACACAUCUAAACGAAUCCGCCAGUCUCUCACACACAACCACCUCGCCAAGCUCUCUGACGAACUCAUCAUCCGCAUUCUCUCCUUUGUCGACGAGCGAUCCCUCCUCGAGACAGCACUAGUCUGCAAGCGCCUACACGCCGUCACCGCAGACGCCCAGCUCUGGCGCGAACACUACUACAGACGCUUCAUCCUGCCCCGAGCACACCGCAUCCCCGGCUUCCGACUCGCCCACGACAACCCAUCACCAAGUAAACUCUUUUAUACAGCGCAAAAGUCAGCAUGGGCGGAAGCAGCGGCCCGGCGCAGCGGCAUCUCGACGCCAUCCUCCGACAUUGCGCCCCAGGACAUGGCUGACGCUGUCGACUGGAAGAAGCAGUACAAGCUGCGGCAUAAUUGGGCAAAGGGCCAGUGUGCAGUAGAGCAGGUCCGUGUUCAUGAGAUGCAGCGGGAUCCGACGCUCGAGUGGCAGACGCUGGUUAAGGUCGUCGAGGGCCUCGCCGUGACGGCGGAUGGACAGUCUGGGUUGCGCGCGUGGGACUUGCGUACAAAGAAUGCCAUUGUCCAGAUGGAUUGGGCACAGGACGAUGGACGGCCGACUUGCUUGGCCGUCGACGAUGCGCGAUUAUCUGACGGGUCCCUGGAUAUUGCGAUUGGCUUUCACGAUGGCACCUUUGGCCUUUGGAGACUGGACAUUAAGCGGCGCCAGCUGAGUCUGGUGCAUCGCCAGCCUGAGAGCACCUUGGGCAAACUGAGCGCUAUUGCGGCAGGCUUUCCGUACAUCUUGACAGCGACAGGCCUGGGCUUUAUCUCGCUCUACUCGUUUGGCGAUGCGGCGACACCAGCAGCCAAUACAACAGCUCCUCCGCCGCCUAAACUCCUCACAUCACUCAAGUCGCAUAGCACGCGACCGCCACUGGCUCUUUCUAUUCGCCGUACGCCCGUAUCGGUCGUCGCAUCAAUAGCAUAUACCUUUGACGCUGUCGGUGGCUGGUCCAUCGGCAUCCAGGAUCUCGCAAUCCAUCCCACUGGCACAGUGACAUCUCGCAUCGCCUCUACACUGCCGUCGCAAACACGCACAUCUCUAUCAUCAAGGACGACUAUUCUUCCUUCUAAUGACAUCAGUACAGACGAAGAAGAAAGAGAAGAAAGGACUAGUGGUGGGGACGGCCCAACCAGACUCUGCUACAGCCACCCAUAUCUGCUCGCCACACUCCCAGACAACACGCUCGUGCUUCACCUGUGCACGUCCAGCGCUACAUCACUCUCCAUAUCACCUGCCAUCCGCCUAUGGGGCCAUACCUCAGGCAUAUCGGACGCAGAGAUCACGCCGCGCGGCAAGGCAGUCAGCGUGAGCACGCGCGGUAACGAGAUUCGCCUGUGGGAGCUUGAGGGCCGCGCAGGCGGAACAAGCGUCACGGUGAAGCCACGUCAUGACGCUUCCGAUGACGACUACGGCCAAGACAGUGACGAUGGCGACGAGCGCAGAAACCGGGUCGGGUUUGACGAGGAAAUGGUCAUUGUCCUCAAGGAGGCCAGCGACGGCAGGGAUAGCCUGGUUGUCUACGAUUUCACAUGA